This is a messenger RNA of Tribolium castaneum (red flour beetle), 3140 nucleotides long. RefSeq names its product zinc finger FYVE domain-containing protein 1. Gene Ontology annotation, cellular component: lipid droplet. Lineage: Eukaryota; Metazoa; Arthropoda; Insecta; Coleoptera; Tenebrionidae. The transcript has 6 exons. Gene Ontology annotation, molecular function: phosphatidylinositol-3-phosphate binding; phosphatidylinositol-3,4-bisphosphate binding; 1-phosphatidylinositol binding. Gene Ontology annotation, biological process: lipid droplet formation. Bases 532 to 2490 code for a protein of 652 amino acids. The record is from RefSeq and is a predicted model, not a curated record.
UCACAAGUGCCACUCUGUAUAUCCCGCAAUCGUCGUGGUCAUCACCCUUUAUCACUGGCGCUCUAAUCACAAUCAUAAUUAGCCAAAGCUUUCGAUUUCAUUUAAUUUUCCAUAAUAGGGGAAAAAAUGAAAUUGAUAAGGAAGAGAGGCCCAGUAGUGAUCGAGUCUGCAAAUGAGCACGUAGACAAACAAUCACGGUCAAAAACCUCGCCAACAAUCAGAAAUUCAGAAAUAGCCACAAUUCUGGAAUGAAUUUUCAGCGACAAAAACAAAAAUAAAAUUCUUGCGGUGUGUCCUUGAGUGCAACAGGAACAGUCAGUGUAGCACUACACCCAAUUGGAAUCAACUGUCAAAAACAUCAAUUCAAGUGUCAAGUCAUGUGUAAGUAGUUUAUUAACAAAAAACGUGUAUCAUGUCUAGGAAAACGCAAAGCUGUGUCACUUUUUUGCAGUGACACAAAUAAACACAACGCUGCUUGGGUAUAGCAAAAUCCAAAAACUACUACCGCCCCACGUCCAAAAUUCCAAAAAAAUGUCUUCCCCUAUAAUGAAGUCGCUGGGCACUUUACCCGACAAAUACGAGUCUUUGAGUCUCUCCCUGAGCCCCUCUGACGACCCAAAAUGCGAAAGCGUGCACCUUUUAGACGACCAAGAGCGCCUCUUGAUCAGCACCGAAGAAAACUUCGUCAAACUACUAAAAAUCGACCCCACUCACAAAAUCAAAGUCGUUUCGAUUUUUGGUAACACAGGAGAGGGCAAGUCUUACACCCUCAACCACACAUUCUUCGAAGGCAGGGAAAUAUUCCAAACCUCCCCCUACCAGAACUCUUGCACGAUCGGCGUUUGGGCAAAAUACGACCCCACCUUAAAAAUGCUCUGCAUCGACACUGAAGGCUUCCUGGGGAUCACUAAAAAGGAGCACCAACGCACCCGUCUCCUGUUAAAAAUUCUCGCAAUUUCCGACGUUAUCAUCUAUCGCACGAAAUCAGAGCGUUUGCCACGCGACAUGUACACGUUCUUGGGGGGCGCCUCCAAGGCGUAUAAAGAGCACUUCAGUCCUGCGUUACAAAGCGUUUUGCAAAAGUACGAAGUGGAAAAGACUGCAGCCGCAUGGGGGCCCAGUGUUAUUAUUUUCCACGAGACGCGGUAUACGAAUACUUUGACCAGUAUCGCAGAUGUUAAAAUGUCGCCAGAGGAUAUUUUACGGGAGAAUUUCGCCAAAUUGGAUGAGAGUUGUGAUGGGUUUAGCUCAUUGAAGUACAUUGGGGUGGUAGAUGGGGUCGGGAAGGCGUCGUUUUUGCAAUUGAGGGUUGCUGUGGAGAAGGAGCUCGAAAGUAAUCAAGUGAGGUCGCCGAGGAGCCCCAAAUAUGUCUUUCAUACGCUGAAGGCGUUAAAUGAGAAAUUUCAAAGCCACAUAUCCGACAUCGCCCCCCAGCUCUACCUCUCGGCGUUUUUCACGUGCCAAGACACAUGUUUAUCAUGUGGGGUGGGUUGUACUUUAUCAAUGGGUCACAAAGACGACGAUGAACCACACUUGAAUUUAAGCAACUGCAAGCUCCAGCAUCAAUACCAAAAUUUCGUUUAUCUUUGCAAAAAAUGUUACGAAAACGGCCGAAAGCAAGUAGUUGAACCAAGCUAUCAAGGAAAAAACGAACAGUUCUGGAGCAGCAUUAUCUCAUCAGUCUGGUCGGGUUAUGUAAUCGAAUGCCCAACUUGUGGUAAAAUCUACCAAAGUCGGGAAUACUGGUACGGUAAUAAGGACCCGAAAGACGAGGCUGUGGUAAUUGACAUUGUCCAUGUCUGGCCAGGGGAAAAACACCAUUUUCAGCAUAAAUCACUGCUGGGGUCCCAAAAUUCGGCCCAGAAAGUCCUAGAUGGGGUCACUAGCAUCAGUAAUGUAGUAGCCAGCGUUGGAUCUCAGCCCACUAAGAUGAUAAGUGAUUGGGUGACCGAUCAGAUCGCCCCCGGCUACUGGCGACCCAACAACGAAAUUUUGGAGUGCUUCAAGUGCAAGACAGCGUUUGAGUCGAAUGCUUCAAAGCACCACUGUCGCGCCUGUGGGGAGGGUUUCUGCGAGGGUUGUUCGUCCAAAAGCCAGCCGGUGCCUGAAAGGGGUUGGCAUGAAGACGUGCGAGUUUGUGACGAUUGUUACAAGGAGGAGACGCCAACUAUCAACCACGUGGCCGAUGGCACGGAACUUCGCAGUCGGAGAAUAGGAGAAAGCGUUAUAAACUCGAUAUCAGUCGUUAAGUCGAUUCUGGACAAGCCGAAAGAACUGAUAAAGGAAACUGCAAGGCCGGCGUACUGGACGCCCGAUAACGAAUGCAGAAACUGUGCAGUAUGUGAGAAACCGUUUGGGGCGCUUUUGGGGCUGCACCACUGCCGGGAUUGUGGUAAGGGGGUGUGUGAUAAAUGCUCGACGACGCGGAAACCGGUGCCACUGCGAGGGUGGGAAACACCAGUCCGAGUUUGUGAUAAAUGUUCAAGUUAAGAUGCUCAAAAUUUGUUACAAGUCUGAGUAAGGACACAGUAGCUUUCGAUAAAGCAUUUACGUAGGUUUGUACUUUUAAUAAAUCCGUGUGAACGUCCUUGUGUGGUCUUUUUUAUUUUAUAGGGUUAUGGAAAUAUACGCCGGUUAGAGAUUAUGCUUGUUAAUAACUUAUAGUUUAUUUUAUUGUGACAGAGUGAGUGAUGUAAUAUUUACCUCGCUCAGUUUUUCACUAAAACGGUAUUUUUUAUUAGGUUUCGAGUCACAGAACUGUAUCCCUUAGAGUAUUUCAAUAACACAAAUGUGUGCUUUUAUAACAAGUCCAAUUGUCAGUAUAGAAUGUUUUUUUGGAGUAAUUUUUUCUUGUACAGUGGCAGAUUUUGUAUCAAAUGUACAUACAUUUAGGCAAAUUUUUUAUUAGAAAAUUAAGGUGUUUAAAUUAAGUUUCAAGCUUUACAUUCCAAAUUUUAAUGUGAGCAGGUUACUACUAAAAAUUUGUGCAUUUAUGAUCAAUUUAUUUCUUUAUUUGUUAUUUUCAUCAAAGCAUCGACACAAAAACUAUUUUUAGUGAUGACAAUUUCAUUAAAUUCAUAUUGUGAUACAAUGUAAAUACUUAGUUGUAUGUACAUAAUAAAAUUGUUCAUUUAACCAUC